Molecule: messenger RNA, 2139 nt
Organism: Olea europaea var. sylvestris
Lineage: Eukaryota; Viridiplantae; Streptophyta; Magnoliopsida; Lamiales; Oleaceae
Product: PTI1-like tyrosine-protein kinase 1
Exons: 5
Coding region: 181-2007 (608 amino acids)
Biological process (GO): protein phosphorylation
Molecular function (GO): protein kinase activity; ATP binding
Source: RefSeq, a predicted model, not a curated record
UACUUACCAUAUAAUAGUAAAUGCUUAAAAUUAAUACAACAACUACUGGAAUUUAUGAAUGGGGCCACAUGUAUCAAAUCAAGAUCUACCAUAUUGGACAAGGCUAGGAUUAACAGAUUCUUGAGCCAACACUGAUAUCCCAGUAGUUUAAGAAAAUUGAUAUUUUAGUCAAUCUGUGCAAUGGGAUGCUCCCUUUUCAUUGAAAACCAAUCCAUGAUGUUUGGUAACCCGAAGAUCAACAAAGGAAUAUUUUCACUGCUCGGAACCAGAACAGUGAAAAGAAGAAUCAUAGUCGGUCUAAAAUCUGAUCAUUCCAGUAGAGAAAUGCUUCUCCGUUUACUAAAUUCGGUUGUGGUAACAGGAGACUAUGUUCUGGCUGUUCAUGUGCAGGAAUCAGAUGAUACAUUUGAUCCUAACACCUUUUACAUCCAUGAAGAUCUCUGCAAGUCUAAGCAGGUGGAUUUUGAAGUCAAGGUUUGUCCACGAAACUGUUACAUUGCUGAAUUAAGCCACCAAGUUCGAAUAAAUUUUGCAACAAUUCUUGCAGUGGGAUGCACAAGUCUGUGGCCAAAAGAUUCAACAAUUGCAAAAUGUUUGAAAGCAUUACCUCCCACUUGCACCCUUCUAGUAAUGGAUAAUGGAGGAAAAAUCUUAUUCCAGAAAGAGGGAUCUUCCCAGGAAGGAUCUUCUAUUAAACUUCUUAGAUCUUCACAGGAAGGAUCAUCUAUUAAAGUUAUUCGAUCUUCUUUGUCAUGUUUAUCAGUAUCCAACAACUGUGAUCAGCCAGGAACUAAGCCUCUAUUCCAAAAAUCUUCAUCAAUGCCAUGUUCCUCAACAUCAUCAAAACCACAACAAAACAUGAGCAGAAACUGGCCAAUCGCGAAGAAAAACCUGCAGGGUUAUGAUGUUGCAACUCCUGAAUUGUUCCAUAGAUUAGCUACAUUAGAAGUGAAGGGAUACACCACACGCUAUACAUUUGAUGAGUUAAAGUGUGCAACACAAAAUUUUAGUCCCGAAAUGUUGAUUGGAGAAGGAGGACAUAGUCAAGUUUAUCGAGCUGUUUUUAACAAUGAUCAGGCUGUGGCGGUGAAAGUCCUCAAAUCCUCCCGAUUUUCUGAAGAGGAUCUUUUCCGUGAAGUAGAUAUAUCAAGUGGCUUGAGCCAUGAAAACAUGAUUCACCUACUUGGAUACUGUUACUGUAAAGAGAUACGUGCAAUUGUUUAUAACUUACUAAGUUCAAGCCUGAAACAAAGACUCAAGCAGCUUAGUUGGAAAGAGAGGAUGCAGGUUGCAGUUGGUGUGGCACGGGCAUUGGAAUACCUUCAUUCUUUCUAUCCACCCAUCAUCCAUAGGGAUGUGAAAUCAUCUAACAUCCUCCUAUCCGAAGAUUGCAAACCACGACUGUCAGAUUUUGGGGCAGCAAUUGUACAUCAGCAAACUCUGCAGUCAUCUGCAUAUGCAAAGCCAAUUAAUGUUGUAGGAACAUUUGGAUAUCUGGCACCAGAGUACAUGAUGUAUGGAAAAGUUGAUGAAAAGAUAGAUGUUUAUUCUUAUGGAGUCGUGCUCUUAGAAUUAAUCACUGGGAAAGAGGCUAUUCAAUCAAACUCACCAUCUAAUCGUGAAAGCUUGGUACUCUGGGUAAUGGAAAUGAAUCAAACGCAAUCAGAAAUAAAAUUUUAUGGUAGAUUUCUUCUUUCACUUAAAUUCCAAAGGAAUAUGCAGGCAAGGUCUCUGCUCACCUGCGGCCUAUGUGAGAGACUAAUUGAUCCUGAUCUCAAGGAAGACUAUGAUAAGGAUGAGAUGAAAACAAUGAUGAUUGCAGCUCGCCUGUGUCUCUUGCAUUCAUCUUCUAGAAGGCCAACAAUGAAAACUAUCUUGCAUUUAUUUGAGGAGCCAGAACACUGGUUGGAGAUGCAUAAGAAGAGAGAGGAUCUUCCUGGUGCACUUGGUCAAGGUGAAAUGGAUGAUUCAGAUCCCCAUGAUUUUUGGGUUAUAUAUGAUAAAUAGUUGGUUCUUGUCAACGUAAGACACGCUAUUAAAUGUAAUUGUUUAGUUUUGUAUAGUCUGUGGGUGAUUUGCUACAAUCAGUAAAAUUGAAUUUAUAAAAUUAACAUUGAAAUGAGGUGAAUUCCAACAAUU